CGUAUGGAGUGAACGUUGUGAUUUGGUCGCGGUGACGUAACGAGACUCGAUACGCCGGUUUCGCGUAAUAACAGCACCCACAGAUGCGAAAAACAGCGGCAGAUUAAUUAACGAUGAGCGUGGAUUAACUAUUGUAACAGUCCGGGAAUGCGCGGUUAACGUAUUGUGAUUUUUCCGGAAGCGACGAGAGUUCCCGUCGGAUGAGCGUUUUGGUGGAAAUCGGUUAAGUGCGACGCCGACCGGACGACCCAUCGGAACGAAUUCAAAUGUGUUUAUGUAUAUAAUGAGUUGUUCUGAAGUUAUGUACCAGGCGUAUUAUCCGUACUUGUACCAGCGUGCUGGGGCUGCGCCUCCCGUAUCAGCCCAUCCUGUACCGAGGACGGGACCUUUUAGCUCGCCGUUCGGUGCUGCCCAUCAAUAUGACCGGUUUAACGUUCAACGGCUCCAAGACGCCCACACCCUUUCGGCCCAGAGCUCGGUGUCGGGCGCCGCGUCGUCGGCGUCGGCGGCGUCGGUGGGCGCCGGUAGCGUCCUGGGCGACACCCAUGCUAUUGGCGCGUCGUCCGUUCACCCCCACCAUCCCCUCUACUUGCAGGGAUCCGCGCAUAGUAGUGGGGGUUCCGUGAGCUCUACGGGAGGUGGUUCUCCUACCAGCCCUCUCAGGCCUGGAAAAGAAGAAGACUGCAGUUUACACGGUAGGAGUAGUACUGAAGGUCAUCAGCAAGCUGACGAUGACGAUUCCCAAGACGGGGGUGGCGGUUCUAGGGCGCAAUACGUGUCUGCCAAUUGCGUCGUCUUCACGCAUUACCAAGGAGACACUGCGGCCGUGGUCGACGAACACUUCAACAGGGCGUUAGAUAAAACCUCGACGCAUUCUAAAGAAAGUUCGCCGAUGUCGGCAAGAAACUUUCCCCCUUCUUUCUGGAACAGUCAGCAUUACGCAGGCGCGAGCGGAGGUCACCACGGUACUUCUGCAGCUGACCUCUACUCCGAGCACUACCAUCCGGGAGACGCUUGGUACCAAUACAGUCAGCACCAUCGCGCCGUGCACGACUAUCACCACCACAACAUGGCCGCCCAGUAUGGGGGUCUGUUGCUGCCAGGGUCGCGCUUACAUAUGAGCUCACACGCCCCCUGCAAGGCGAUGGACUGGCAGCAUCCCUCUAUCGAAUCGGCGUACUCGUCGUACCCUUCAAUGUCAGGUCUAGAAGCGCAAGUCCAAGACUCGUCGAAAGACCUGUACUGGUUCUGAACUGGACGCGAUGGGCGACUGUGUAUAGUUAAUUUUAAGUGAAACGUGAUUUUAAGUGUAAUAUAAAAAAGUACAAACUGUUUUAUUUAAAUUUUCGACGGGAGUCGCGCGCGAGCGCCCACGCCAUUUUGAAAACGUUUAUUUUAAAUAAAUGUUCCUUAUUUUUGUCAGAACGUUGUAUGAUUGACGAUGCAAAGUCUGAUGUAAGUAUUAAAGUUACAGAU
Messenger RNA from Cylas formicarius (sweet potato weevil), 1476 nucleotides. It is a transcript of the gene vg, whose product is annotated as protein vestigial. The coding region runs from base 275 to 1252 and encodes 325 amino acids. The record is from RefSeq and is a predicted model, not a curated record. Gene Ontology annotation, biological process: regulation of transcription by RNA polymerase II. NCBI's taxonomy places the organism in Eukaryota, Metazoa, Arthropoda, Insecta, Coleoptera, Brentidae. Gene Ontology annotation, cellular component: nucleus. The transcript has 5 exons.